AUGCAAGCUCAGAGGACCAAAGCCGAGCUUCAGCAACAUAAAGCAAAACUUGCCGACUCCUACUCGGAGUUACUCGACCAAUUUGCCUCAAAAGAACUCAAGACUGUGGGAAACUACUCGUUAGGGAAACUCAUUGGAAAGGGCUCCUUCGGCAAGGUCUACCUUGCCAAGCACAACUUGACAAAUGGCUCCAAGGUGGUACUCAAGGCCUCGAGUAAAGACGACCCAAACCUUGCGAGAGAAAUCCACCACCAUCGACAAUUCAUCCACCCUCAUAUCGCUCGAUUAUACGAAGUUAUAAUAACAGAAUCUCUUGUGUGGCUAGUUUUGGAAUAUUGUCCUGGCGACGAGUUGUACAAUUAUCUAUGUAAGAAUGGGCCACUUCCCGUCGAAACUGUGCAGAAGAUCUUCACUCAGCUGGUCGGAGCGGUUGCAUAUAUCCACAGCAAAUCAUGUGUCCACCGCGAUCUGAAAUUGGAGAAUGUUCUUCUCGACAAGAACGACAACGUUAAACUUUGCGAUUUUGGCUUCACCAGGGAGUACGAGGGCAAAGCGAACUAUCUGCAGACAUUUUGUGGGACGGUAUGUUACAGUGCACCGGAAAUGCUAAAAGGCGAGAAAUAUGCCGGCGAGAAGGUUGACGUCUGGAGCCUGGGGAUCAUUCUUUACGCGCUUUUAAAGGGAGAACUGCCCUUUGACGAAGACGACGAUGCAGCCACCAAGGCGAAGAUAUUGAAGGACGAUCCCGUCUAUCCCGAGUCCUUUCCGGAAGCCGCAAAGACUCUGAUCUCCAAGCUCCUCUCGAAGCGGCCCCUGCACAGACCCAGCUUGUCAGAUAUUCUCGCAGACCCCUUUCUGUCGGACCACGCGCCUCAGCAACAAGCGAUUUUGAAACUUUCACAACCAGCGGCAUUCACCACUCAGCUGGAAAAGGACACCCUUGAAAGGAUGAAGUCGGCAGGUGUUGAUAUUGACAAAGUCAUCGAGAAUGUACUUUCGCAACGUUGCGAUACGCUAGCUGGAUGGUGGGCGUUACUCAUCGAAAAAGAGACAAGGAAGCAAGUGCGAAAAGAACGCAAACGGAAGGAAAGAGAAGCAGAGUUGAAGAUCCUCAGGCGGCUGAGUGGUGCUAGCAGCAGGCUGGAGAGGAUCGCGCCCACGUUGGUUGAGGUCGAUGAAGAGCAUUCUCCUGGCGAGCUUGAAGGCCGUCGGAGCACCAGUCGAGGCAGAACACAACGAAGGAGUACGCCUCAGAUAUUGGUUAGCGACUUGCCUCAGCUUCCCGAAGGAGACGUGAUCCAGUCUCCUGGGCCUGAAACGCCACCGCCACCACCGAUCGAUAAAGACUCCGUGCGCUCUCGGAGCGGCUCCCGACCUCCUCUACCAUCGAAGGACCGCAAUCGGCGGAGCAGUACCCUACAGCUCGUGACAACAAAUCCCGAUUUACUGGGGCCCUUAAAUGGAGUGAACAAGAGACGAAGCGGGAGGUUCCGCAACCGACAAUUUCUGAGCCAACUUACAGCGCUGAAGCAGUGGAUCGUCGACUCCACAAAGAGAGCCAAAUCGCCAGUCAGUCCUAGAAUCGACAAAAUCUUGAAUGGGCAUUCCGACAACGUCUCCAAAGCAACUCUUUCCAAAGACUCUAAUCAAAUGGACAAGAGCACCCGAAACCUCACAGGCACGGCAAAUCCAGACAGAUCCUCUAACGGGUCUGCACUCAUUCCCGCCAUUUCCACUUCCAAACCUCUUCCUUCUGUUAGAAAUCCUGCGCCUCGGAUCGAUACAGCCCGUGGGAGACCUCAUCGCAAUUCUCUCUCACCUUCGCCUGUAACUCCCCGGUCUUCGUACCGACGCAGUUCCACCGGUCUAAAGAGCCGAAAAUCGACAUCCUCGUCCGUUUCAUCGAUCCGAAGCAUGGCCCGACACAACACCUCUCACAGCAAAGCCUCAUCCCAGAGUUCCAACAGUCUUGAUACGAUCCAAAGCCCCACGAGCCGCACGGUUAGUCUCAAUGGCCGCUCUCCUCAUCCCUCGAUUAAAGUCCUGCCCGUGACGCCUACAGCCAAUGCUUUCCCUUCGAAUAUUCGAUUAGUCCGGACGCCUAGAGGCUCCGAUGCCGGUCUUCAGCCUCGCCCGCUCUCUGGGGUGGGCAAUGAGAUACUCAAUCCUCCACCAGGGACACCACAGAGCCACGCCUUUGGGUCAAACGUCAUGUUCGCUCGGCGGAAGAAAUCACCCUUCAAAGGCCCAACACUUAACUCGGCCUUUUUCUCUGCGUCAACAAUUCCCGCCGCGUUCGGAAGCCCUGCUAUCGUUGGCGCUGGAAGAAACCGUGAAGGGUCGGACGGAAAGCUCAACUUGGGCCUCAAAGAUUUUAUGGCUGGAGGUGGUAAAAGGAACAGCAGCUCGAAGAGGAAAAGUCAAAUCAUCGAAGAAGAGGAAGAGGAAGAGCCAGGUGUCAUUGGUGAAGAGGAAGAGGAUGUUGAAGAAGUCGACGCAUUUCAAGCGGUUCAUCUAAACAAGGGCGAAAGACUCGACAGUAUCACGAUUUGGAAUGAUGCCGUGCUAGAGAGCACGGCUGAAGAUGAUUAUGGUGGUGACGACACACGGAAGGAAGGCGUAGGAAUCUACACCUAA
Molecule: messenger RNA, 2637 nt
Organism: Fonsecaea multimorphosa CBS 102226
Lineage: Eukaryota; Fungi; Ascomycota; Eurotiomycetes; Chaetothyriales; Herpotrichiellaceae
Exons: 5
Coding region: 1-2637 (878 amino acids)
Biological process (GO): intracellular signal transduction; protein phosphorylation
Cellular component (GO): cytoplasm
Molecular function (GO): ATP binding; protein serine/threonine kinase activity
Source: RefSeq, a predicted model, not a curated record